Salvelinus fontinalis (brook trout) is the source of this 7183-nucleotide messenger RNA. RefSeq names its product zinc finger FYVE domain-containing protein 1-like. The transcript is spliced from 12 exons. Bases 886 to 3234 code for a protein of 782 amino acids. The record is from RefSeq and is a predicted model, not a curated record. Gene Ontology annotation, molecular function: zinc ion binding. Lineage: Eukaryota; Metazoa; Chordata; Actinopteri; Salmoniformes; Salmonidae.
AAGCCGAUCAGCUGAUGAAACUGGGAACAACAUCUAAUGAAAUGUAGCUGUCGGGCAGCGAAAUUAUCUUAACAAGCUAUACAUAAUAACGGUGUCUUUGUGCUGAAUAAAUUGCACUGCAUGCCAUGUUGUCUAUUAAAAUAUUAUUGCGUAUUUCUCUGUAGAAGCAACGGUUUAGGUUACGAAACAGCCGCCGUCCGCCGGGAAAACAAUCUAGCUGCCAGUUCUUGGUUACUAGGUCCAUCUUUUUGGUUUGACGAAGGAUUGUGUUGAAGGUUUGGUGCUUGAGAAAUUGGCCGUUGGGGUUGAUGUAGAGUAACUGAAAAAUACGCAAGUAUCAUCUUUUGUUAUAAGCGGAUUUGUUGAUGUUUUUACACAGUCACCAUUGCCUAUUUCUGCUGUCAAAUUGGCUUAGCCAACAACAAUAAUAACAACAGCUAACCGUACAGUAGGCUAACUAGCAGUAGCAAGAUAAUUACAAUGUUAUUGCUGUUUGACAGCUAACGAUUACUUGCACAUGGGGCUUGUAAGCUAGCUGCAUGUCUGGACAUGUAUGUAGGAAGUCGUUGUGAUUGUUUUGCUGACAGACAGGCACCUCUGUAGAGUACUUUGAUGACAUAGGUCACUUUGACAUAGCCAUAUCACAGUUCAUAUUAAAUGUCCAUCUGCUAAGUGUUUUGGGGAGUAUAGAAGAGACACCACUACUAGGGGGAAAAAACGCAUUAUGCGCUAGAGAAGAAUACAUUUAAAUCUUUAACACUAUAGAAUAUAGCCAUAAACAUAUUUCCCAGCAGUUUGGUUUCGCAGUGCAGUUUUAGACUCAUCGGGCACAGGUUAUCGACAGAAAGGUGCACUUGUUAGCAGUAGCAUACUGAAGUGAUCAUUAUGAGUGGUCAAGGUCCGUCGGUAGAUAAGGGGAUGAACACCAUCCUGGUGUGUCAGGAGAGCUACGCCUGCGGUGGCUCAGACGAGGCCGCCUUCGAAUGCGACGAGUGCGGAAGCCUGCAGUGCGUCCGGUGCGAGCUAGAGCUCCAUCGUCAGGAACGCAUGAGGAACCAUGACCGUGUCCGCAUCGCCGCGGGACACGUUCCAUUCUGUGACUCUUGUAAGGGCGACAGCAGCGGGUGUGGGGUGAACGGGGGCAGGCUGAGGGCGGUGGUGCGCUGCCAGGGCUGUAAGAUCAACCUGUGUCUGGAUUGCCAGAAGCGGACCCACAGCGGGGUAAACAAGAGGAAGCACCCCGUGACCCCCUACCCUCCUCCGGGUCAAGCCCAGGAUAGUAGCCUGGAGGCUGGGGAUGGAGGGGAGAUGGAGGCCCUCAAGGCAAAACUGGAGAAGGUGUGCAGCUUCUUACUGGUGGAUGCGAAGGAGGAGAUGCAGUUGAAGGAUGAGGAAGACUUUGUGAGCCGGCUGGACUGUAGGCCUGAGGAACUCCUCAAGGUCGUGUCUAUCUUCGGGAACACAGGAGAGGGGAAGUCCCACACCCUGAACCAUACCUUCUUCCUGGGGCGGGAGGUGUUCCAGACGUCCCCUACUCAGGAGUCAUGCACCGUGGGGGUCUGGGCUGCCAUGGACCCCAUUCACAGGGUGGUGGUGAUCGACACAGAGGGACUGCUGGGGGCAGGAUCCAAUCAGGGCCAGCGCACCCGGCUGCUCCUCAAAGUCCUAGCCGUCUCCGACCUCAUCAUCUACCGUACCCACGCCGACCGUCUCCACGACGACCUGUUCAAGUUCCUGGGCGACGCGUCGGACGCCUAUCUGAAGCACUUCACCAGGGAGCUGAAGGCCACUACGACCCGGUGUGGCCUGGACGUCCCUCUGUCCACUCUGGGACCAGCUGUUAUUAUCUUCCAUGAGACCGUUCACACCAAGCUACUGGGCUCAGACAACCCAUCAGAGUCUGCAGAGCGUCUGCUUCAGGAGCGUUUCAGGAAGCUGGGUCUUUUCCCCGAGGCCUUCAGCUCCAUCCAGUACCGCGGGACUCGAACCUACAACCCCCCGACAGACUUCAGUGGUCUGCUGCGUAGCCUGGAGCAACAGUUAGAUAACAACACUACCCGCUCACCACGUUCUGCUAACGUCAUAUACAGAGCCCUGCAGGCCCUGAGUGAGCGUUUCAGCGGGGAUAUCCCAGAAGAGCACCUGGCCAGUAACUCUUUCUUCCCUGAUGAGUACUUCACCUGCUCUAGUAUCUGUCUCAGCUGUGGGUCUGGCUGUGUGAACAGUAUGAACCAUCGGAAGGAGGGAGUUGACCACGAGGCUAAACACCGCUGUCGCUACUCUGCUCAAUACGACAACCGCAUCUACACCUGUAAAGCGUGCUAUGAGGGAGGGAAGGAGGUGAUUGUGGUUCCCAAGACGACAGCCUCCUCUGACUCUCCCUGGUUUAGUCUGGCCACCUACGCCUGGUCUGGGUAUGUGAUAGAGUGUCCCAACUGUGGGGUGAUCUACAGAAGCAGGCAGUACUGGUACGGGAACCAGGACCCAGUGGACACAGUGGUCAGGACUGAAAUACAACACAUCUGGCCUGGGUCAGAUGGUUUUCUGAAGGACAACAACAAUGCAGCUCAGAGACUGUUGGACGGUGUGAACUACAUCUCCCAGAGUGUGUCAGAGCUCAGUGUAAAACCUGCCAAAGCUGUCACUUCCUGGCUCACCGACCAGAUUGCCCCGGCCUACUGGAAAUCCAACUCCCUCAUCCUGAAAUGUUGUAAGUGCAGUGAGGUGUUCCAGGACAACGAUACUAAGCAUCACUGCCGUGCCUGUGGAGAGGGCUUCUGUGACGGCUGCUCCUCCAAGAACCGUCCCGUUCCAGAGAGGGGCUGGGGACUCGCACCCGUACGGGUCUGUGAUGCCUGCUUCCAGAACCGGGGCAUCUCAGAAGAGCUGCUGGAUGCAGCGUUGGAGGAGGAGGAAGGAGGGACACUCAGUAGGAGAGUAGGAGAGGCUGUUCAGAAUACACUGGGAGCUGUGGUCACCGCUACAUACAUCCCUCUGGGUCUGAUGAAGGAUGCAGCUCGUCCAGCCUACUGGGUUCCAGACCAGGAUAUCCUGUGCUGCUGUGAGUGUCAGAGAGACUUCUCCGCUCCGCGUCUCUCCAUCCACCACUGCAGGGCCUGCGGCCAGGGCGUGUGUGACGACUGCUCCCCUGAACGUAGAGCAGUGCCCUCUAGGGGUUGGGACCACCCAGUGCGUGUCUGCAACACCUGCCACCAGAAACCAGGGGACCUCUAGUAGGAGAUAGGGAACACAUUGGCACCCUAUUCAAAAGUAGGGCACUAUAUAUGGACUAGGGCGCCAUUUGGGACGCAGCAAGAGAAACAGUCAAGGGUUGUGUUCAUUAGGCUCGAAAUGAAAGAAAAUGCCCCAAAACAGAGAGGGACUAUCUGUACUUGCCCAAUAAGUCGAUUUUUUGUUUUCCCGCUUCUAAACCUUUUUGCUACGGUGUGCCCUAAUGAACACGACCCGGGUUCCACCUAACGCUGUGGAACUCCCGUCUCUCUGUGGCUCAGGCCAGGGAGUUCUUGUUAUUCAUUGUGAUGUCAUCCGUCCUAAAGCCUUGGAACGUCACUUUAUCCUUUGACGAGAGAGAUACGUUCCUUGGCUUAAAGAAGAAGUUCAUUCCACGUUUUAAGAUGAUUAGCCUAAAUAACUACCAACCUGUAUAAUAAUCUUGGACGCUGGGUGGUUGUAUAUGUACUUUUAAACGGCACGGACAGACAAUAAUAGAAUGGCAUUAAUUCCUAAUCGACUGUAUUUAUUUUAUAUACAGUACCAGUCAAAAGUUGACACACCUACUCAUUCAAGGGUUUUUCUUUAUUUUUUACUAUUUUCUACAUUGUAGAAUAAUAGUGAAGACAUCAAAACCAAGAAAUAACACAUAUGGAAUCAUGUAGUAACCAAAAGUGUUCAACAAAUCAAGCAUUCCAGGUGAAGCUGGUUGAGAGAAUGCAAAGCUGUCAAGGCAAAGGGUGAAUGAAGAAUCUCAAAUGUAUUUUGAUUUAACACUUUUUGGGGUUUCUACAUGAUUCCAUAGUUUUGAUGUCUUCACUAUUAUUCUACAAUGUAGAAAAUAGUCAAAACCCCUGGAAUGAGUAGGUGUGCAACCUUUUGACUGGUACUGUAUAAUAAUAUGGGAAGUUUACUAUAGUGGGGUAAAAGUGAUUUGUUUGGUAUAACAAUGCUAUCUCAAGCCCCAUUUCUACCUGGUGCUAACAUGGAUCUUGACUACAUUCUGAUUUUGCCCACAUAUCCAUCCAAUGUGUCUGUUAACCAUCCAAUGUGUCUGUUAUCCAUUCAAUGUGUCUGUUAUCCAUCCAAUGUGUCUGUUAUCCAUCCAAUGUGUCUGUUAUCCAUCCAAUGUGUCUGUUAUCCAUCCAAUGUGUCUGUUAUCCAUCCAAUGUGUCUGUUAUCCAUCCGUUAUCCAUCCAAUGUGUCUGUUAUCCAUUCAAUGUGUCUGUUAUCCAUCCAAUGUGUCUGUUAUCCAUUCAAUGUGUCUGUUAUCCAUCAGUUAUCCAUCCAAUGUGUCUGUUAUCCAUUCAAUGUGUCUGUUAUCCAUCCAAUGUGUCUGUUAUCCAUUCAAUGUGUCUGUUAUCCAUCCAAUGUGUCUGUUAUCCAUUCAAUGUGUCUGUUAUCCAUCCAAUGUGUCUGUUGUCCAUCCAAUGUGUCCGUUAUCCAUCCAAUGUGUCUGUUAUCCAUCCGUUAUCCAUCCAAUGUGUCUGUUAUCCAUCCGUUAUCCAUCCAAUGUGUCUGUUAUCCAUCCGUUAUCCAUCCAAUGUGUCUGUUAUCCAUCCAAUGUGUCUGUUAUCCAUCCAAUGUGUCUGUUAUCCAUCCAAUGUGUCUGUUAUCCAUCCGUUAUCCAUCCAAUGUGUCUGUUAUCCAUUCAAUGUGUCUGUUAUCCAUCCAAUGUGUCUGUUAUCAUCCGUUAUCCAUCCAAUGUGUCUGUUAUCCAUUCAAUGUGUCUGUUAUCCAUUCAAUGUGUCUGUUAUCCAUCCAAUGUGUCUGUUAUCCAUCCAAUGUGUCUGUUAUCCAUCCGUUAUCCAUCCAAUGUGUCUGUUAUCCAUCCGUUAUCCAUCCAAUGUGUCUGUUAUCCAUUCAAUGUGUCUGUUAUCCAUCCAAUGUGUCUGUUAUCCAUCCAAUGUGUCUGUUAUCCAUCCGUUAUCCAUCCAAUGUGUCUGUUAUCCAUCCGUUAUCCAUCCAAUGUGUCUGUUAUCCAUCCAAUGUGUCUGUUAUCCAUUCAAUGUGUCUGUUAUCCAUCCAAUGUGUCUGUUAUCCAUCCGUUAUCCAUCCAAUGUGUCUGUUAUCCAUCCAAUGUGUCUUAUCCAUCCAAUGUGUCUGUUAUCCAUCCAAUGUGUCUGUUAUCCAUCCGUUAUCCAUCCAAUGUGUCUGUUAUCCAUCCGUUAUCCAUCCAAUGUGUCUGUUAUCCAUUCAAUGUGUCUGUUAUCCAUCCGUUAUCCAUCCAAUGUGUCUGUUAUCCAUCCGUUAUCCAUCCAAUGUGUCUGUUAUCCAUCCAAUGUGUCUGUUAUCCAUCCGUUAUCCAUCCAAUGUGUCUGUUAUCAAUCCAAUGUGUCUGUUAUCCAUUCAAUGUGUCUGUUAUCCAUUCAAUGUGUCUGUUAUCCAUCCGUUAUCCAUCCAAUGUGUCUGUUAUCCAUCCAAUGUGUCUUAUCCAUCCAAUGUGUCUGUUAUCCAUCCAAUGUGUCUGUUAUCCAUCCGUUAUCCAUCCAAUGUGUCUGUUAUCCAUCCGUUAUCCAUCCAAUGUGUCUGUUAUCCAUUCAAUGUGUCUGUUAUCCAUCCAAUGUGUCUGUUAUCCAUCCAAUGUGUCUGUUAUCCAUCCAAUGUGUCUGUUAUCCAUCCAAUGUGUCUGUUAUCCAUCCAAUGUGUCUGUUAUCCAUCCGUUAUCCAUCCAAUGUGUCUGUUAUCCAUCCGUUAUCCAUCCAAUGUGUCUGUUAUCCAUCCAAUGUGUCUGUUAUCCAUUCAAUGUGUCUGUUAUCCAUUCAAUGUGUCUGUUAUCCAUCCAAUGUGUCUGUUAUCCAUCCAAUGUGUCUGUUAUCCAUCCAAUGUGUCUGUUAUCCAUCCAAUGUGUCUGUUAUCCAUCCAAUGUGUCUGUUAUCCAUCCGUUAUCCAUCCAAUGUGUCUGUUAUCCAUCCAAUGUGUCUGUUAUCCAUCCAAUGUGUCUGUUAUCCAUCCAAUGUGUCUGUUAUCCAUCCAAUGUGUCUGUUAACCAUCCGUUAUCCAUCCAAUGUGUCUGUUAUCCAUCCGUUAUCCAUCCAAUGUGUCCGUUAUCCAUCCAAUGUGUCUGCAUCGUGACCAAACCUCCUGGUCUCUUCCUUUAUGAAAAUUAUUUAACAGCUAUUCUUUCAAAAAUAAUAUUUAUAUAUUGUAAGACACAUAUUGAUGUAAUCAGUCAAUUGUGCUACUUGUCAGUGAUUUUAAAGGGCAGAAUGAAGAUUUAAAAUGGUUUCUCUGCCCAGAUCUGUCUACACUUGUAAGGUGUCUGACUACCUCCAGAGGUGGGCAGGAUGAUCUGAUCACAAUGUAUUUUUUGAUUGUCUACACCAGUCUGAAAAUGUGGGCACAAUCAGAAUGUAGACAAAAAUCAGGACAAAGGACGCAAGUUAAAACCAGGUAUAAACGGGGCUAUUGAGUGACAGACUGACUGUAGAAUAGAUUGCUGAGUGGGAACCAUAGAACUAGAACGAUUAGAAAUUGAACCAUUCUAAUUCUAUGAUAGGAGUUGCCUUCAAAUAGUAAAUGGCUCACAGAGUGUAGAAUAGCUAGUGUGAAAGGAUAUCAACACUCUUUGGGGCUGGACCCUGAAACAUUCACUUCAUAGUAUCACAUAUAAACCAUUACACCACCUGAGACUGUGGUAGCUAGCUGUGCUUAAUAAGAUGAACUGAUCUAGCCUGGUCCCAGAUCUGUUUGUGCUGUUUUGACAACUCUUAUAUGUACAAUAGGAGUUGGCAAAACAGAUUUAGGUCCCAGGCUGAAAAGUACAGGGUAGGUGCAGAGUAACCAUGGAAUCAGCUGUAAAGUUCUAGAACAGGUAUCAUGAUUCAUCUCAUAUAGAAGAACACUGCUUAAGAUAGACUGAAGAUCAGAACUAUUUGUCUGUUUUAAUGUACCAUGUGUGCUUACGUAAUAAACUUGACAACCUCAGGGUGUGGUUAUAGAACAAGCUGAA